GCGGCGGGGCCUGAAACGGGCGCCGAGCGGGGCGGCGGGGCCUGAAACGGGCGCCGAGCGGUUUCUGGGGAAGAUAAGCUGAAAGGAUUUGCACUGUCAACAAGACAGUGUCAGAGAACAGAACGGAGAGAGACACACACACACACACACGGGGCAGAUACUGAUAGGUGCUGCAAGUCUCCACAGCAACCGGACAGAGUAUUUCUUCUACAACAAAGCAGCAUUUCAUAUCUCGGCUAAAAAGAUGCGAGAUUACGGUGAACAGCCUAUUCCUGUGGCAUCACAGACACAGGAGAGACACAUUUGGGAUUCUGUGAAGAAAGCUGCCUUCAUCUUAGGCUCAGGACUCUUUGUUUUUGCAGCAUUCAGGAACACACUGACCUGGCAUUUGCAGCAGUUCUGGGGAGCUUCCGGGGACUUCUGGCAGUCGCAGUGGGGAAGGGCUCACAGUUUCUUCCAAGGCAACGAGUGGGUUCUCUUCUUCCUCGGUACCAUGGUGAUUCCAACCCUCUCCUUCUGGAUUUUGAACGGACUCCUGCUGAUUGUGGAUGCCACUGGAAAACCGCAGCUGAUUACUCGCUAUCGGAUUCAGAGGGGCAGGAAUGACCCGGUGGAACCUGCAAAGCUUCAGCAAGCCAUCAGAACGGUUCUAUUUAAUCAGGUCUUCCUGUCUCUCCCCAUGGUGAUGGUAAUGUACCCCAUCAUGAAGUGGAGAGGUAAUCCCUGUGGUCCUGAGCUACCCACUUUCCACUGGGUGCUGUUGGAGCUCUGCUUCCUUGGGCUGCUGGAAGAGGUAUUUUUCUACUAUUCACACAGGCUUUUCCAUCAUCCAAUGCUUUACAAACACAUCCACAAGAAGCAUCAUGAAUGGACUGCCCCAAUUGGCAUUGUGUCCCUUUAUGCGCAUCCUAUUGAGCAUGUGUUGUCCAACAUGCUGCCACCUAUGGUUGGACCAAUAUUCCUGGGAUCUCACGUGGCCACCAUGAUGCUGUGGUUUUCAUUGGCGUUGCUGAUUUCCACAAUUUCACACUGUGGUUAUCACCUUCCACUGCUCCCAUCACCAGAGUUCCACGAUUUUCAUCACCUCAAGUUUAACCAAUGUUACGGAGUGCUGGGAGUCCUGGACCGGCUCCACCAGACUGAUACCAUAUUCAGAGAGACCAAAGCUUACGAGCGCCACACUCUCCUGCUCAGCUUCACUCCUCUGUCUGAAAGCAUUCCUGAUUCCCUCAAACGCAAGUGAAGGCUCCUUAAACCUGCCUUUGGAAACUACUGACUUCACGCUUCUUAACCCUUUUCUCAUUAUCAUUAAGAUUUGCUAAUUGUGGUUUGAUUUUUUUUUGAGAUUUGUUCUUUUUGCUGUGCUAUAUGAAGUUUGCUAUCGGGGGUUUUCCUGUUUACUUAUAACCAUUGGGCAGCUCCAACUGCACCAGGGAGUAAACAAAUGGUUUAAACUGAAACUUAGCAUCCUACAAAAGCUUUUCUUUGUGCAUCAACUCUCAACUGUCAUUUACAAAUAAAUUUCUGUGGCAAACUA
Carcharodon carcharias (great white shark) is the source of this 1537-nucleotide messenger RNA. It is a transcript of the gene faxdc2, whose product is annotated as fatty acid hydroxylase domain containing 2. Lineage: Eukaryota; Metazoa; Chordata; Chondrichthyes; Lamniformes; Lamnidae. The record is from RefSeq and is a predicted model, not a curated record. Gene Ontology annotation, biological process: sterol biosynthetic process. Bases 245 to 1243 code for a protein of 332 amino acids. The transcript has 10 exons. Gene Ontology annotation, molecular function: C-4 methylsterol oxidase activity; iron ion binding.